AUGGUAGUUGGCAAAUCAUCCAUGCUAGCGUCAACGUUGCUGCUGUUGGUCCAUGUGUGCCUUGCAGCUGCAGCAGAAAAGAUGUUGAUCGGUUACUUUCCCAAUUGGCUGUACGCCAAUUACCCAGUGGAACAAAUCCCCUAUGAAAAAUACACUCACCUUAAUUAUGCCUUUGCUAUUCUCAACAAUGAGGACCUCUUACCCUCUUUUCCUGAUGACUGGGCUGUCGAGUUUUACCUUCCAAAGUUAGUGUCUUUGGCUCAUCAAGCUGAUACCAAGGUGCUCUUAUCGAUUGGUGGCUGGACAGGUUCACAACGUUUCAGCUCCAUGGUGGCAAGCCCCGAAGCACGCCAACGAUUUAUUGAUUGGAAUGUGAACUUUAUUCGCGACUAUGGCACUGAUGGCGUUGAUAUUGACUGGGAAUACCCGGGUCGUCAGGGUGCAGGAUGUAAUGAAUAUGAAACCAAUGACGCUGACAACUUUUUGGUGUUGCUCAAAGAACUCCGUGAAACAUUGGAUCAGGAGUUUGCCGAUGAUUACAAGGAAAUUUCGUUGGCUGUUCACGUGGACCCAUUCACUGGUAGUGAUGGUAAACCCAUGGCCGAUGUAUCUGCUUAUGUGCCUUACUUUGACCACAUCAAUCUUAUGACCUAUGACAUUAAUGGCGCAUGGGCUACUGAGACUGGACCUAACGCACCCUUCCAACGUGAAGAAGGCAAAGGUGCUAGCUAUUCAUUUGUCGAGAGUAUCAAGGCAUGGAAGGAUGCAGGUGUGCCUGGCAACAAGAUGACGGCAGGUCUUGCAUUUUAUGGUCGAUCCAUCAAGGCACAAGUUGACAUGUCUCAAGAUCCUUCAUCACAAUAUCAGCCUGCUAUUGUUGGUGCUCCCAAGGGUGAUUCAGAUGAUGCUUAUUGGGCUGAUCCUUACUGUGCUGCCGAUAUCGAUGGUGUUUCAGGUGUAUGGAAGUGGACUAAUUUGCGAUCCGAAGGUGUCCUUGGAGAUGAUUGGGAAACCACAGGCCAAGGAUGGGUACGCUAUUGGGAUGAUGUAUCCAAAACACCAUGGCUUUUCCAUCCUGAAAGCAAAGUCUAUGUUUCCUAUGACGAUCCAAAGUCGAUUGGUAUCAAGGUGGAUCAUGCACUAUGUGAGGAUUUGGCUGGUGUCAUGAUUUGGGAUCUUCAUCAAGAUAACGGUGAAUUAUUGAAUGUGGCCCAGCGUAUCCGCAGCAGCAAUACUCCUGCAUCUUGCUCUAUCGAGGAGAGUAGUGUCAAUUCCAUGGCUGCUUCUUCACCACCACGUGUAUCAGCACAAGCAAGCAGUGUUCAACAAAGCGCACCUGCCAGCCGAACCACCUUUACCACCACCUCACGAUUGGUUGUGCCAAGUAGUUCCAUUGAUAGUGUCGUUGCACCCUCCUACCAAGCUGCAUCUCCCGCAUUAGGCCAUCCCAUUGAUAGUGAAGCAUGCAACACCCCUGGUGAGCAACGCUGUGUCGAUAGUGGUCGAUCACCCGAUUGGAUUACAUGCAAUUUUAACAAGUGGGUCGUGCGUUCAUGCUCCGCUGGUGCCGUGUGUCAUGAUAACCAGCAAGGUAGUUUCUUCUGCGGACUUGCAGAUACGGUGUACUAA
This is a messenger RNA of Lichtheimia ornata, 1629 nucleotides long. RefSeq lists its product as uncharacterized. The record is from RefSeq and is a predicted model, not a curated record. Lineage: Eukaryota; Fungi; Mucoromycota; Mucoromycetes; Mucorales; Lichtheimiaceae. Gene Ontology annotation, molecular function: chitinase activity; chitin binding. The transcript is spliced from 8 exons. Gene Ontology annotation, biological process: carbohydrate metabolic process; chitin catabolic process. Bases 1 to 1629 code for a protein of 542 amino acids. Gene Ontology annotation, cellular component: extracellular region.